This is a messenger RNA of Scomber scombrus (Atlantic mackerel), 4488 nucleotides long. Its product is annotated as MOB kinase activator 2. The coding region runs from base 3088 to 3777 and encodes 229 amino acids. Gene Ontology annotation, biological process: positive regulation of protein phosphorylation; signal transduction. Gene Ontology annotation, cellular component: nucleus; cytoplasm. NCBI's taxonomy places the organism in Eukaryota, Metazoa, Chordata, Actinopteri, Scombriformes, Scombridae. The transcript has 5 exons. Gene Ontology annotation, molecular function: protein kinase activator activity. The record is from RefSeq and is a predicted model, not a curated record.
GUCGGAUCUCCUGCUCACCCUGUCUGAUUUAACUGUAGCGAUGCCACUGCGUUUUCCAUUUUCAGUAAUUACUUAAAUCACUACAGUUUUCUCAUAACUCACAAAAACAAGACCCAAGUUGUAUUAAACUGCAGGGUUUGUUUUGGAUGAAUACAUUCGAUGACGAUACACGUCCAGUUGGUCAACACAAACUUUAACUUGAAGCAGACUUUGGUACGAAAUGUGACUAGUUGAUGAUUAUCAGAGUAACUUCAGUCUUGUGUCUGACCUGCAGCACAGUGAUGAGUUUUGUUUUUGUUUUUUUUUGUUUUUUUCUCCUCCAUCAGCACCUGAUUGGGCUGUUUGCUUCUUCUUUUCUCAACUUGUGAAAUCUCAGGUUUCUUUUGUUCUCGACACUGCGACGUGCUUCUCUGAUGAAUUACUGAAGUGAGCGCACAAUGUGAUCAAUCAAUCAAUCGCCUGUUGAGCUCAAUCCUGAUAUAUGAUAAUUCUCUUGUGAUCACUGCACUUAUAAGAUGGUGGUUUAAACAACUGCCUCCCCCACAUGGCUUUUGCUGUGUGACGUAGCUCUACUGUUCGGUCUCCCUGAAGCUUAUUAAGCAUAUAUAACAUUUUAUAAAAAUGUAAUCAUUUCUUCUGUAGUUGGUGGAGGUACUCUUCACUCCACUAUAAGAAACUUCAGGAAACCCUGAGCUGGAAUUAUUAUUUCAAGUUUGCGCAGCCAUGCUUCUCUUUUCUCCUCGUCUCUCUCUUUCUCAGGGCAGGAGUUGACUUUAAUUGCAUUUAAGACUAUGGAAUGAUUUACAUAGAUUGUUGUAUUUAUUUUAAAAGCACUUUUUUGAAGAAGCACUUUUGGUUUGUAUUUGGUGGUGCCACGCACCAUCAUUAUUCCCUACUAAAAGAGGCGGGAAUGUUUGACUUGAAUGAGUGAAUCAUGUAGAUACUUUAGAAUACUUUUUAUUCAAUGCUUUCAGCCAAAGUGUGUCUUCCCACCAGUGUUUAACUGGGUUUCAUAUCUGUGAAGUAGCCUCCUUUCUUGCAAUGGUCUUACAGAAACAGAUUGAUCUAGUCUUUGUUUGAUCCCUCCCACAUGCUCUUUUGAGUCAUGUGAUGGAGUUAUCAGCAGUAGGAGAGGAUGCCACAUGUCAAAGAAAGACUUUGAAGAUUCAUCUUAGAUCACACCCAUUUUGCUUUUAUCCGUUCGACACUUUGAGCUGUUUUGAAGCACACAGAGAGUAAACACUGGUUUCAGUCAGGGUUAGAAGAGAAAAAUAGGGCUUUUUUUGUGGUUGUCUUUGUCAGGGUGUGUACAGGGUCAGAAAACAUCAUCCCUUCUUUCACAAACCUAAGCACUGCGUCUGACCCUUACCUUUUUGUUUUGAUCUGAGUGUGUGUGUGACUCCUUCACCUUGAGAGUGGUGUGUGUGUGUGUGUGUGUGUGUGUGUGUGUGUGUGUGUGUGUGUGUGUGUGUGUGUGUGUGUGUGUGUGUGUGUGUGUGUGUGUGUGUGUGUGUGUGUGUGUGUGUGUGUGUUUGGUGUAGCUACUGGUACAGCGAGCUGUUACACAUAAUGGCAUGAGGUACAAUAUGGUCAUCUUUUUAAGUGCCAUUACGUUUGCACAUUAGCCUCAUUCACCUCAUGGGUAUGUGCUGUGUUCUACAGUGUGUGCCCAAAACUUUAAAUGAGAGACGUGGGAUGUUACUACUUCAUCCCAUUGCCUGUUGACUUACACUGAGGCCAUUUCAGUUUAAAGUUUCUGCGCAUUAUAGCUUAUUACAUUAGUGAGUGUGUGAGAGUGUGUAUGUGUGUGUUUUGGGUAGGGGGGAGGGGGAAGUGGUGUGAAAGACAGCCCUGUUGUGAAAUGCCUUUUUUGUAAAGUGGACUGAUGCUGGUGUUUUCUUUUCUUUUUUUCUUUUUUUUCAUUUAGAGAGUAAUGUGUCUGUUACCUGUUGUCAAUUUAGCUUGUACAUUCAGAUAUGAACCUAAUAAAUAUGUCAGACCAAAAAGAAGCACGUCUUUGUCUCCCAUUUACAGCCUACGUAUAACACACACAUAUACACACACAUAUACACACACACACACACACGUACAGUAUAAACACACAUAGAAAGUGAGAACAGGACUGGGUCUUUGGAAGCACAAAUAUGUUUACCUUAGGGGCAGGUGAGAUGAUGUAUCAUGUUCCGUCCCGGUCUCCCACACAUGUGAGCAGCAAUAACAAUUAAUUCUACACCCUCACGCAGUCUCCCUCAGUGCAAACAUAAACCUGCCCGGCACACUGACAGUUGGGUUGGGGGCGGGUGGAGCUGAAGAACCCCCUUUUGUGUCAGCUUUCAUAUAAUACACUUCUCAUAUUCACAACACUUUUUUUCAUCUAUAUAUCAGCGCUCUUUCACUGUAAGGGUGUGUGUUAUCAUUCCUUGGCUCAGAUACACCCUGUAUGUCAUCACAUUCCUCCAUAGUUUACAAGUGAUCGUAAACACACCUGCUGCUCCGGACACUUUUUCUACUCUUCCUCUCUGCCUUUCCACCUCUUUCUGCGCACACAGUGCAAGACCACCUUUACUUUGUCAUCUGCACCUGCCUGCUCUCUCUCUCUCUCUUUCUCUUUCUUCCUGGAGCGCAUACACAUGGAGAAAUGUACGCAGUGGGUCGAGCACGCAAUGAGAAGUGGAUGGAAAAGGGGAAGAGGAGGAGUUGUAUUAUGUACUUUUAAAUGGGUUGUGGAGAAACCUGCCUGUCCGCUUGGAGCUGGGAGAGGAGGAGCCUGUGGGGUGUGGGACUCUAGACAAAGGAGACAUAUACACACUGACACUGGAUCACUAGAGCGCAAGGAGAGGCAGACAGCUGGAGACAAUCCUCAACUCCUGGAAUACUUUGUUCUGUUUUGAAAAACUUGUCCAAAAAAAAAAAGGGGGGGGGGGAAUCUUGUCAGCUGUAUGUAUCCUCGAGCGAGCUGAUAGAUGUUUGUGUUGAGGCACUGGUCGCCAUAUUCUGCCUGUAGUGCCGAGACGUGCGUGUGUUAGUAUGUUUGGGAUGGAAAAGUGGGGCUGGCACGACCAACAGCUCUGCUCUUAGCUCUACGCCAUGGGGGGUUGCCAUAGUUACCCCUCAGCUACAAAGACAGACGGCACAGCUCUGCAGCCCUCUGACAUCAACAAUGAAAAACUGGGAAUUAACAACAAUAAUCUGGAAGAGCGUCCGUAUCUCCAGCAGCAGUUCGUGUGCCAGCGGGUCACACACACAGACAUGUUCGCCCUCACAGCGCUGCCGCCUGGCAUUGAUAAGGCAGAGUGGCUCGCCAGCAACACCGUGGCGUUUUUCAAGCACAUAAACCUGUUCUCUAGUGCACUGUCCGAGUUCUGCACUCCCAGCACCUGCCCGACUGCAUGUGGACCAGGCAACACAGUUUAUGUCUGGACUGACGAACAGGGCAGGAAGCUGAAGUGCUCCGCUCCACUUUACUUCGACUAUGCCAUGUCAUACAUUCAGGAUCUCUUGACUGAUGAAGACGUGUUCCCCACAAAAACGGGUGCAGUGUUUCCAACAGGCUUCGUCUUUCUGGUACAGAAGGUGUUUUUGCUGUUAUUCAGGACUCUGGCUCACAUUUACUGGUGUCACUACAGAGAGACACUCGCUAUGGGUCUGCACCCACACCUUAACACACUCUUCACACACCUCACACUCUUCUGCCGGCAGCAUGCACUUCUGGAGCCAGAAGAUACCGAGCCGCUGCAGGACCUCAUCACCGCUCUGGGACAGCAAGGAGCAACUUAAAGAGAAAUACAUGUAUUGUACACCAUUCUUAUAUAUAUUUUUUUUUAUCACACACUUAUUUACUCGUUAUAGCUGAUUAAAAAGCUUUUUAGUGACUCUCACUUCUCUUGCCAAAACUUUACUUCACAGUAUGAAUUUUUUCUUUCUUUUUAAAAAAAGGUCUUGAAGUUGUAAAAGAAAAUGCUGUUUAUGAACAGCAUGUGGGAGAAUGAAUGAAUCUGUUCUGCUUCAAGAAGCAGUGAAUCAGACCACACAACACUAUGUGACUUCUGUUGUAUAGAGCUGUCAUCAGUUAUUGUGAUAUUGUGUGAAACUGUAUUGUUGCAUGUUUGUGUAUUUUAACUUUAUGGUGCAUUUUUCUGUCUUGAUAUGGUCAAGAUCUUUUAGGUCAAAGUCUUCCACAUACACUUAAUAAAAAACAAAAACAAUGAAUCGUCCUGUGGUGUACUUUCCCAAUGUAAAUAUAAAUUAAAUGUGCCAUCACUGCAUGCUGAAUUGUUGCAGAACCCAUAACAUGAUGUGUUGACGCCAAAAUGUGAUUACAUUGUGGAGACUGAAUUGUAUAUUAUUCAUUUGUAUGGAACUGCUCAGCUUGUCUUUUGUUGUGUAUGAAUCUGUACUCUGCAAUAAACAUUUGUGACAGUUUUGUGCAUAUCGUUGAUUUAAAAAAGAAGGGUUCUCAAUAGAAAUUAUUUGUAUUUGAGGUAUUAU